This is a messenger RNA of Belonocnema kinseyi, 505 nucleotides long. RefSeq lists its product as uncharacterized. The record is from RefSeq and is a predicted model, not a curated record. The transcript has 2 exons. NCBI's taxonomy places the organism in Eukaryota, Metazoa, Arthropoda, Insecta, Hymenoptera, Cynipidae. The coding region runs from base 11 to 343 and encodes 110 amino acids.
GGAGGGGCAGAUGGGGAACAUAAGCGUUUGCUCAUGGUCGAGAACAUCAAGACAGGCAUCCAGACAUGAAAGGUCCUACAUAUAUUUUGGACGAGUAACCUGGUUAACUAGCCUCAAACUUCUGACCUUUACAACACAUUAUACUGAACGCGCAAAGGAUAAGACUGGCAUCAAAAUUAAUGCAAAGGACUCUGAAGCUGAUGCUCAUCUACUUGACUCAAAAGAUGAUACUAUUGAUCGUUCCAAUGGAUUAGAUAUGCCAUGGCCAACAGGCUUUCCUGGUCCAAAUGGUCCAUGGCCUGGUGAUCCAGACUAUGCUCUAAAGAUUCAGGAACAAUCUUAAUAAUAAUAAGAAGAAAUAAUUUAGAAAUUUUUUAACCUUGAGUUUGCUUCCAUUUUUGUAUGUGUAUAUGCCCGCGUUUGUGUGUCCAGUUGUGGGUGCCGUCCGCAGUCCGUCCUAUUUUUAUAAAGUAAAAUGGAGUUUCCCGGCUCCUUCCUGGAUCAA